GCCAACCGCCGUAAGGCUCAAGUAGAAGAAGAAGUCAAAGACGCGAAGAAGAAGAAGCAGGGCUGACCGUUUCCGUUCUUUCCAAGUAAUAACAAACAUGGCGACUUAUAGAUAUGUCGGGAAGUUGUUGGGCAUUUCAGCAAGACUUUCGCACUCUGGUGCAGGCUGUGGAUAUCAGAGUGCUACAUCACAUUGGCUUCCACAUAACCCACAAGGCUUGAAUAAACUGCCACAAAGUCCCCACUGGGCUAUUCCAGGAAGAACUAUGUUUGUGCAGACCCAAGACACACCAAAUCCAAACAGCCUAAAAUUUGUGCCUGGUCGUACAGUUCUUGAGUCAGGGACUAUGAAUUUUGCUGGCCCUCGCGAUGCAUACUGCUCACCUUUAGCAAGGCAGCUGUUUAGGAUUGAUGGAGUUAAAAGUGUCUUCUUUGGACCUGAUUUUAUUACCAUAACAAAGUCUGACUCAAAUAUGGAAUGGAAAGUAAUCAAACCUGAUGUAUUUGCUGCCAUUAUGGACUUUUUUACCUCUGGCCUUCCUGUGGUUAAUGAGGAGAGUAAACCUAGUGCAGAUACCGCACCAUCAGAAGAUGACGAUGAAGUAGUUUCUAUGAUCAAAGAAUUGCUUGAUACUCGGAUCAGGCCAACAGUGCAGGAGGAUGGAGGGGAUGUUCUGUAUCGAGGAUUUGAGGAUGGAGUCGUCAAACUGAAACUGCAAGGCUCCUGUACCAGUUGUCCCAGUUCCAUUGUUACUUUGAAGAAUGGAAUUCAAAACAUGCUGCAGUUUUACGUCCCGGAAGUUGAAUCAGUGGAACAGGUAAAGGAUGAUGAGGAGGAGGCAGCUCAAGUCUGAACUACACUAAAAGCAAAACAACAUUUACACAUUCUUCUUUAGCUGGCCACCUGCUUGAAUGCAAGUCUUAGAACUGUUUAAAACCAUAGCUGUGCUGACGAGAUUCAUCAUACAUCCAAAAGGUUUUUAUUGUUUUGGUAGCUCUUCUCAGUACCAUGACAGUAUUUAACUAAAUGUAGGUCAGAUGAGGAUCAUGGAAGAUGUGACUCUAGGGCUAUGUUUUAUUUAUUAUUUCACAAUGUUACACAUUUGAAUCAAUCAAUAAUGUUGAAAGUCCAAAUACUGUUUAUAUAAUUAAAGUUUAUUGAACAUU
Messenger RNA from Betta splendens (Siamese fighting fish), 1166 nucleotides. It is a transcript of the gene nfu1, whose product is annotated as NFU1 iron-sulfur cluster scaffold homolog (S. cerevisiae). Gene Ontology annotation, cellular component: mitochondrion. The transcript is spliced from 8 exons. Bases 98 to 853 code for a protein of 251 amino acids. The record is from RefSeq and is a predicted model, not a curated record. Gene Ontology annotation, molecular function: iron ion binding; iron-sulfur cluster binding. Gene Ontology annotation, biological process: iron-sulfur cluster assembly. Lineage: Eukaryota; Metazoa; Chordata; Actinopteri; Anabantiformes; Osphronemidae.